Molecule: messenger RNA, 1251 nt
Organism: Triticum turgidum subsp. durum (durum wheat)
Lineage: Eukaryota; Viridiplantae; Streptophyta; Magnoliopsida; Poales; Poaceae
Source: the annotation of a GenBank genome assembly
AUGGGCGAGCAAGUAGCCACCAAGGAGGAGGCCAACAACAAGGAAGAAUCACCCGCACCCGCCGCCGCCGCACCUGAAGCUGCACCGGCAGAGGAGAAGAAGGACGAAGCAGCACCACCACCAGUCGACCAAGACCCAAACAAGGAGGAAUCACCAGCCGAAGCUGCUCCUCCUCCACCGCCGGUGCCGGUGCCUGUGAUCCUCGGCGUGGAGGUGCACUGCACGGGCUGCGCCAAGCGGAUCAGGCGCUCCCUCCUCCGCUGCAAGGGCGUGGAGUCCGUCCACGUCGACAUGCCCGCCAACCAGGUCACCAUCAAGGGCGCCGUCGACCCGCAGGCGCUCUGCGACCGCCUCCGCGCCAAGACCAAGCGCGACGCCACCCUCAUCUCGCCCUUACCGCCACCUCCGCCGGCCGAGGGCGAGGAGCCUGCGCCGCCCCCUCCCCCGCCGGCGCCGCUGGUCACCGAGGCCCGCACCGUGGAGCUGCUCGUCAACAUGCACUGCGAGGCCUGCGCCCAGCAGCUGCAGACCAAGAUGAUGAGGAUGAAGGGGGUGGUCAGCGCCCAGACGGACCUCGCCGCCGGCAGGCUCACGCUCAGUACCACCGUGGACGAUGAGAAGAUUGUGGAGUACAUCCACCGACGGACUGGGAAGAUCGCCUCCGUCGUGCCGCCGCCGCCUCCGGAGCCGCCCAAGGAGGAGGAGCCACCCGCUGCUGCUGCGGAGCCCAGCAAGGAGGAAGCACCAGCCGACGCCGACGGCAAGAAAGAAGAGGCCGGCGAGAACAAGCCGGCUGAAGACGGCAAAGCUGCUGCAGAGGCCGAGGAGGAGAAGAAGGAAGGUGGUGGUGGCGCCGGCGAAGAUGACCAGAAGCCGGGGAAACAAGAAGGCGUGGCGGUGGACGGCUUCCCGCCGGAGGAGAUGAUGAAGCGGAUGGUGUACUGGCCCUACGGCGGCGCACCCGGCGGCGGCAUCCACUACAAGCUGCAUCCGGCCGACGCCGAGGAGGCCAUGAUGGCCAGGCGGAUGGCCAUGCACGCCAUGCCUCCACCUACUCUGAUGCCGCCGCCGCCGCACCACCACCACCACAACCCCUACGCCAUGAUGCACCAGCAGUGGGCGCCUCCACCGCCGCCGCCACCUCCGGGGAUGCCGAUGUACAACAACUACAACUACGGCAGCAGCUACAUGAUGGAGCGGCCGCCGCAGAUGUUCAGCGACGAGAACCCCAACGCCUGCGUCAUCUCCUAG